Molecule: messenger RNA, 972 nt
Organism: Prunus armeniaca (apricot)
Lineage: Eukaryota; Viridiplantae; Streptophyta; Magnoliopsida; Rosales; Rosaceae
Source: the annotation of a GenBank genome assembly
AUGUGGUUAGAGAUCAUCUGCGGUCUGAUAAUAUACAGGUUGUAUAGGUGCUUCUUCUGCGACGAUGACGACGUUUUGGACGUGGAGACCUCUGAUUCUAAGGCUCUCUUCUCCGUCGGCGAGAGGCUUGUCAAGAUUUAUGGCGGCAAGGUCUAUGCUGGCCUCCGGAUUCCCGAUGCUGAUACCGCUACCCCUCAGAAUAUCGAUUUGGUUCUCGUCUCCAAAGGGGAGGCAGUGGUGAUAGCCGUCAAGAAUUUCUCAGGAUUGAUCUCAGUCAAUCCAGAUGGCAGCUGGGUUUGUGAGGGCUACAGUAAACGCAAAACGGAGCACCAUCCUGAUCCUGUGGCGGAGACUAAAAAACAAGCUUCGAUUCUUGAGUCAUAUUUAGAACAAAGAGGAGUUGCUUUACCAGAAGGAUAUUUGUCUUGCAAAGUAAUUCUUUCCAAUCCUAAAGUUUGUACCAUUCAGUCAAGCAAUUUUCCAUCAGAAGUUGUAACCCAUGACCAGUGGUUACAGCUGAAACCAGAACCAAAAAGUAUGUUUUCUGGUUGGAUUAAGGGUGCCUUCCAUAGUGGAAAGAAAGAGAUGCAAGAAUCUAUACAUCAGAAGCUUAAUUUCAUCCUUAGUACGGCUCCAAUGUGGGAUAGGUUGGAGCUCAAAGGUAAUAAGUAUGUUCUUGGGGAGUUUCUGGAAUUUAAGGGUAAGCAGGAAGAUGUUGAGGCUUUGAGAAAUAUCAAAAGAUCAAAAAUUAGCCGCCUAGUUGUCCAAAAGACGAGCAUGCUUGGAUUUGCCCCCUCAAGGCUUCAAGUUUUGUACUCUCCUCGUGAUUAUCGUAGCGAAGGAGCUUCAGGUUCUGAGUGGAAGGAAGUAACUGUAAGGUCGAGUACAGAGGUUCUCUUUCAGCCAGAAAGUUCUGAUAAACUCCGCAAGUUUAAGCUCUCUUCGAUUGUUUCUAUGUCACUGAGUGCUUAA